AGUCUGAAAUCAGUUGCGUUACAAACUUCAGUUGUAUAAGACUACUGGAUGUAUAGUUUUCAAAAUGAAUGAUCAAGAAUUUAACAUUAAAUUCGUUGGAGAAGUAAAGAGGCAUGAAGUUCUGUACAACUACAAACUUCCGGGAUAUUCAACGAAAUUUGUGACGGAAAAAGCAUGGAAAGAGGUAUCUGCUAAAUUGGGUUUGCCAGUGCAAGAAUGCAAGGAAAAAUGGAGAAAUUUAAGGACAGUAUUUAUAAGAAGAAUGAAACCUUCGCCUAGAGGUUAUUUAGGAGGGAAGAAAAAGGCUUAUUAUUUGGAAAAUGCAAUGCAGUUUUGUGUGCCAUUCAUAAAGUCAGUGAUUCCUCCCGCAAAGGAAAAUUUGCCUUCACCAUCCUGCACAACGCAGCCGUCAACUGAUGAUAAUGAAGGUUCUGAGUUGGACGAUGAAUCUGCAAAUGCCUCACAGAAUUAUCCAUCAAUAGCUCCCUCAAUUUUAGAUUAUCCACCUCAGCAACAAACUGAAAACCCUCCUGAAAGUUUGUCAUCGAAGAGUGCCGGUACUUCUCAAAUCCAGAAGAAAACGAACAGAAGCUCAGCAUCUGUAGCUGAUCAAUCAGUUGCUGACUACUGGUACUCUAAAACCAAAAAGGCUAAGAUGAUAUCAAAUGCCGAGGCAACAGAUACUAGCAAUCAGAAGAUUGAUAGACAGCAAGGUAUUAAAAUGUUUCUGCUCAGCUUAAUACCUGAAUUGGAGGAAUUGAGUGAUUCGCAAAUCAAGCUGUUCAAACGACAGGUUUUGAGGGUGAUUGAUGACAUUUCGGCCUUGGACCACCAUCAGCAGCCAUGGUCUUCAUCAGCUCUUACGGUACUCGCAUCCCCAACUAUCUCCGAAUCAGGCGACUCACAUUUCCAGUGUACUUAAUCAAAUGAACAGUGCAUAUGUUUAUGAGGCAUUAAUUCUAAUAUGUAAAUAUGUUUUUCUUGAUUUCAUUUGGUUUCUAUCUAUUGAUCAUUAUAUUACCUUGUUACUAGAAUUUCUAGACAAUACAGAUGAGUUGUUAC
Messenger RNA from Nilaparvata lugens (brown planthopper), 1062 nucleotides. RefSeq lists its product as uncharacterized. The record is from RefSeq and is a predicted model, not a curated record. Gene Ontology annotation, cellular component: nucleus; transcription regulator complex. The transcript has 2 exons. Gene Ontology annotation, molecular function: DNA binding. NCBI's taxonomy places the organism in Eukaryota, Metazoa, Arthropoda, Insecta, Hemiptera, Delphacidae. Gene Ontology annotation, biological process: regulation of transcription by RNA polymerase II. Bases 65 to 922 code for a protein of 285 amino acids.